AUGGCGGCAGCAGUCGUCGGGGGGAUGGUCGCCUCGGGCAUCAUCAAGGUGGUCAUCAAGGAGAUUGGCUCCGCCGCCAUGGGCAAGUUCAAGAGGCACAAGAGCCUCACCAAGCACCUAGGGAGGAUGAAGAUGACGUUGGAGUCGCUCGAGGCCGCGCUAAGUGAUGCCGAGAGACGGUCUAUCACGGAUAGAGCGGCACUUCUGUGGGUGAACCGCCUAAAGGACGCUAUGUAUGAAAUCUCAGACAUGCUGAAUGAGUACGAAUCCGAUGAGACAAAUAUGGUCAGAACUAUUGGGAAGAGGAUCAGUAUGCCAAAAAAGAUAAAAAAGAUGCAAGAGUGUCUACAGAAGAUAACAGACGAUCGUAAAAAUUACAGUCUUCCACCGGAAACCUGCACCAAUGAGAUGAAACUUCCUGAUAUCCGGGAAAAUGCAGGCAAUGUGAUUGAGGCAGAAAUUUUUGGGAGGACAAAGGAAAAGUCGGAUUUCUUAGCUCAUUUAUUUGAGUGCUGCACUGAUGCAACCACCUACGGUCCCAUAUGGGGCUUUGGUGGUAUUGGAAAAAGCACAUUUGCAAAAUUGCUUCACAAUGAUUCCUGUUUCAAAGGAUACUCCAGGGUAUGGGUAUAUGUUUCCCAGAUGUUUGACUUAAAAAAGAUUGGCAACACUAUUAUAUCACAGCUAUCAGGAAAACAAGACAAGCAACUAGAUGAUUUGCAUAGUAUUAGCAUUCGCCUUCAGAAGCUUCUUGUGGAGAGAAGGAAUAUUUUGAUCGUUUUAGAUGAUCUGUGGGAGAACCAUCCUUCCCAACUAGCAGAUUUAAAGGCCAUGCUGAAGCAGGGGGAAGGGUGCAAGGUGAUUGUGGUAGUUACCACACGCGAUGAAGGAAUAGCAAACGAAAUCGGUACUGCCCAGCCAUAUAACUUGCCUCAGUUGUCAGAUGAUAUGUGUUGGGAAAUAAUAAGGCAAAAAAGUAAAUUUGAUACAAGAAAUGACCAAGAACGGCUGGAGCCGAUUGGAAGAGAAAUCGCAAAGAAGUGCAAAGGCGUAGCUUUAGGUGCUCAAGCACUUGGACAUAUGCUGAAAUCCAAGGCUUUCAGAGAAUGGAAUUGGGUCAGCAACAAUGAUAUUUGGAGUCUAUCUACAUCUGUAGAUACAUUGCCCAGAAAUGAAGUACUAGGAUCAUUGCUUUUAAGCUACAACAUCAUGCCACCACACUUGAAGUUGUGCUUUGCAUAUUGUGGAAUCUUUCCAAAGGGCCGCAAGAUGAUUAAAGCUGAUCUUAUUCAUCUAUGGAUUGCUCUUGAGUUUGUCGAACCAUCAGAUACAUUCUCCAGUUGGCAGCUUGGCGAGAGUUAUGUCGUGCAGCUUCUGAAGAUGUCAUUUCUUCAACAUUCAAAGGCUGACACCCAAACAGCAUUCAGGAUGGUGGCCACACUCUGUUCGUUAUGCAUGACCUUGUGCAUGACCUCGCAAGGUCUGUAA
This is a messenger RNA of Triticum turgidum subsp. durum (durum wheat), 1488 nucleotides long. NCBI's taxonomy places the organism in Eukaryota, Viridiplantae, Streptophyta, Magnoliopsida, Poales, Poaceae. The record is from the annotation of a GenBank genome assembly.